UUGGCUCAAAGACGAAAAAGGGCGGUUUUGGCAAUGCUCAAGACCAAUGCUCGACAAUCUGGGAAACCGUUUUGUGUUUCCCGCGCCGCAGCCCUCCUAUGGACCACAGUCCUAUAAGAGGAACCUCUGUUGGAUCCCAUGGAAUUCCGUCAUCUCCCCCAAGCGUGUGGAGGAGGGGAACAGUGGGAUCCCAUGUCUGUGGUUUCCAGCGCCCAAAGCCGCCACGGUGAUCCUCUUCUUUCACGCAAACGCUGAAGACCUGGGCAUGUCCUUCGCCGUGCUUCGCCACGUUCGGGACCAGUUCAAGGUGAAUGUUUUGGCGGUGGAAUACCCCGGAUAUGGCUUGUUACACCACAUGGAGCCAUCAGAAGCUGCAGUUUAUGAAGUGGCCUUAACAGCCUUUCGAUUUCUGGUGGAUGACAUUGGUGUGAGAUAUUCUCAGAUCAUCCUCUUUGGGAGGUCCUUGGGGAGUGGUCCUGCUGUCUUCUUAGCUGCGCAGUACCCGGUGGGUGGUCUCAUCUUGGUCUCCGCCUUCACCUCGAUCCGAGCAGCGGUGCAAAGCAUCGUGGGUCGCGUAGUGGCAUGGACCUUCAAUGAGCGCUUUCCAAACAGCAGGAUCAUUGCAAAUGUCUCCUGCUCCACGCUCUUCAUUCAUGGAGAGGCUGAUAGUCUCAUCCCGGCUGAGCACUCUCUCCGGCUUUUCAAGCGAUGCAGAGCGAGAAAGUUACUUGUGACUCCACCAAAGAUGGAGCACAACUCCAACCUCUUCGGGGACGCCUCCUUCUUGGCAGUCCCUGCCAUCCACUUCUUCGGGUUUCCUGGCUACUACACAGCUUCCCCACCCCGGCUGGCGGCACAUCUCUUCGAAGAUCCUGCCAAGAGAGCACGAUUGCAGAAGAGCAAGCAUGAAGCGUUGUCAUCUCUGACGAAGCCUUCGUGGCUUUGUGAUUGCUUGGCCAAGGGAGAUGCACAACACCUAGACGUAACCUUCUGCCGACAAGAGAACUCUGUGGAGGACAUCACCAUCCGCUUCCAUGACCCCUCUCAGCUAGAGUCAGUGGACCCCGACUUCGGAGAUCCCAAAGGCAUCGAAGCGGACAAGGAGAUCAAGGAGGACCUCGAAAAGGCACCUCGAAGAGAAGAUGAACGAGAGGAACCUAUUGUGGAGGAGGUAGUCCCACACAAAAGUGGCUCGCAGCGUGGCGAGGAAGAGAGCUCCGUGGUGAUGUCCUACACCACCUAGGACUGUCAACUAUGUCAACAGCUCAUGCUGGGUGACAUGGGUGACGCAGCCAAUGAGUUGAGGCAAUCCCAUGAUGGGAAGCUCCAUUUCCCCGAGCUUUUGCCAGUCUGAAAAUGGAUGUUUCACCGACUAGCACGAUCCUGGCUCAG
Messenger RNA from Durusdinium trenchii, 1392 nucleotides. The record is from the annotation of a GenBank genome assembly. Lineage: Eukaryota; Dinophyceae; Suessiales; Symbiodiniaceae.